This is a messenger RNA of Symbiodinium sp. CCMP2592, 426 nucleotides long. The record is from the annotation of a GenBank genome assembly. NCBI's taxonomy places the organism in Eukaryota, Dinophyceae, Suessiales, Symbiodiniaceae.
AUGGCCAGCGCCGGUUCGGACGUGGAGCUCCUGCUGGAGGACCAGCGCCCGGAGCGCCGCAGCUUCGCGUUCCCGCGGCGCGUGGCCUUGGCGCUGGGCUGUGUGGGGCUUGUGACGGUUGGCGUCCUGGCACGCGGCGGAACCCGUGGCCUCCGCAGCAAGUCGGGUGCUUUCGUGCUCUUGGAUGCCGCGGCAGACUGCUUCGAGGCUUCCACCUACUACAGCAGCCCGAUCAAGAUGGCUGGAACGGAAAGGACCAGCGAGAUGACGCAGGAGGCCUGCCAACAGCGUUGCUUCUCCGUUGACGGGUGCGCACACUUCACUUUCUGGCCUGAUGGGGGCUGCCUGUUGACAGAUGAGUCAUCGGUUGCUUCACCUGCCCCAGAGAAGUAUGCAGAGACAGUAUCCGGACCACCAUACUGCGGG